Messenger RNA from Pocillopora verrucosa, 1065 nucleotides. The record is from RefSeq and is a predicted model, not a curated record. NCBI's taxonomy places the organism in Eukaryota, Metazoa, Cnidaria, Anthozoa, Scleractinia, Pocilloporidae.
UUUAGGCGCAAAAAGUCAAGUAAUGACCGGAUGCUUGCCUCUGCCAAAGCCAUGGACAUUGAAGUUGACGAAGAUUUACUGGAAGAUCUCGGAGAUCAGGGAGAAAGGAAAGAGCGACAAGUAAAGCUGAAGCAAUUGAAAGAAUCUAUAUCAGUGCCGUUUUAUUUUACAGUGGAACUCACUGGUUUGCUGAAGACACCUCUGAUUCCUGCUGGUUUUAGUGGAAAGUACCCGACUAAAACUGGAUCCCUUAUAAUGCCAGGGAUCAAAGCCGACAGGAAUUUAGAAGAUAAUGAAAAAGUGGCUGUUGAAGAUGUAAGAAGAAAGAAAAGAAACAAGAAAAGAAAAACGUAACUUGCAUUCUUCAAACGAGGUCGACAACUGAUCGUGAAAGAAGAAGGGAGAUUAAAAACACGAAAUGGAGAAAGAUUCUUACUUGUAACAACUGGACUGGAAGAGAAAGAGUUGAUUUGAGCAAGGUUGACUAGUCAGUGGUAGAAUAAACUAAAAUCUCGUCUUAAAGUCUUUGACCCCGAUGCUAUAUGGAUACAAUGUAACUUGAAGCAAUGGCGUUCAUACAUCUUCGGGGCACCACCCUUCAGACUCGCGGUAUAAUACGACUGGACAAAGCAACUAGUCACAGUCUGACAACACAUGUCCACUUUGCGCAUUUUCUUGAUUUGUGAUUUGAAUUGAUUUACAGAUGUUUUGUUCUUUACUCAGUGGCCCGAAUUUAAAAGUUAGGAUUGUUUCAGUCACAUAUUGCCACUGGUCAUAUGAAGGUUUCAAGAAUGGGUCGGAAAGGAACUGAAAACGCUGUUUUAAAGGGAAAUCAUUUUUCACAUGCUUGACAAAUGUUGUCCACAAACCUUUCGCUAGUUCAUAUAUAUAAAAAAAUUUCAAAAAAAUAUGUAGAUGUGUAGUAAGCAGGAGAUUCAGUAAAAGCCGGUCUACCGCCGUUUGUUGAGCAGGGUCUCGUGUUUAGGUUUCACCUUACGCCUUUUCUGUCACAUUCGCUUUAUUACAUCAUCGGCAGCUACUUAAAUGUAUUGAGACCCCAGAAUG